AUGAUUUACGCAGUAGGUCGUUGACUCAAUAGGUGUAUCUCGGGCAAGUUUGUCGUUAAUUUCAAAGAAGAUGCUUACCUUGUGGCCAAAAUUCUCACUCAUCGACAAAAUAACUAAGAUUAAUGUAUUUCGACUGAAACCACUGCAGAAGAUUACACUUGAGGCACGAGUUGUUGGAGAUGGCGGGCAAGUGUUCGAGUCACACGCUCACUUCAUCGCUACCAGACAUGGCCAGGUUGAUGUUUGUCGUGAACCAUCUGUUGGUGGAUCUUACCGCGGAGUUUCAGCAAUGGGACUCUUAUGGAGCAUGAAACCAUCACCUGGGCAGAGAAAAGGAAUUCGACUGACGAAAUCUGAUGUCACUAAACCUUACAAAGUCGUCCUGGACUGUUUCGAUGGCCAUACGGAUCCGCAGGAAUCCAGUUCUUUGCAGCCUUUGUGUAGCAAUACGUUUGAGAAGGGGUACAUGGCGGAUGGAGUGAAGAGAAUUCCUGUGAGAGAAGGAAGAAUCCGUGGAACUCUUUUUCUUCCUCCAGGUGAUGGACCUUUUCCUGGAGUCAUAGAUCUGCUUGGUGCUGCAGGUGGAUUAGUGGAAUUUAAGGCUUCACUUUUGGCAUCUCAUGGAUUUGCCACUCUUGCUUUGGCCUACUUGGGCUAUGAAGAUCAACCAUUGAUUCCAUCUUCAAUAAACUUGGAUUAUUUUGAAGAGGCUGCCAACUGGCUUAUAAGUCAUCCUAAAGUGCUUCCACAUGGUAUCGGCAUGCACGCUAUAUGCUAUGGCUCAUGGAUUGCACUGUUGAUGGCAAGCUAUCAGAUCGCACCAAUAAAGGCCGUUGUAGCUAUUUCACCUCUGGUAAUCGCCUGCCCUCUCCCUUUCCAAUUAAGAGGGAGAGUCUCAGACAUAAUACCCCUAGAUGAGAGCAAAGUGGUGUCUUCAGAAAAGGGCAGCAUCUAUCGUUUCGCCCUACCAACUGGCAUUGAUUACAUGAAUCCAACAACAGUCUCCAAAUACUCAGCUAUUACACCAGUUGAGAACAUCAAUUGCCCUGUCAUGCUGGUUUCUGGAACUGACGACUUGUACAUCCCCACCGAUUUUACAGUAAAGUUCAUUAUUGAUCGCUUGAAGGAGAAUGGAAAAGAACAUUUGUGCACAAACUUGCGUUAUCCCCAAGCGGGACAUCUCAUCGAACCACCCUACUCUCCUCUUUGUGAUUUUUCUUUCAACAAAGUUGCUAAAGAAGUGAGUGGUUACCCUUACGUAGCUUGGGGAGGGGAGACUGUUGCACAUGCCAGAGCACAAGAAGACUGCUGGCCAAAGAUUUUACAUUUUCUGCGAAAACAUCUCCAACAAGACACAGAGAGUGAGGUAUGGAAAAAAAUGACUGCAAGGGAGGAAUUUGCUCUGAAAGCUUUUUAAGAAUGACUUAUCUUGUGUGAUUGGUAAAAAAACUGUGCUAAAAUGAAUAUAUGUAAUUCAGUCAAAGAGCUUCACCCUUAAACUCACACAAGUGAUUAACAUGUAAUUUCUCACUUUGGUAUCCACACAUUGUGCAAUAAACAGGUUAUGAGAAUGCUCUGCUCUAUCAGAUAUAAUUUGUUAUUGUCAUA
This is a messenger RNA of Pocillopora verrucosa, 1608 nucleotides long. NCBI's taxonomy places the organism in Eukaryota, Metazoa, Cnidaria, Anthozoa, Scleractinia, Pocilloporidae. The record is from RefSeq and is a predicted model, not a curated record.